ACUGCCCUCGCUGCAUCAUACCCAUCCCAGCCGUGCCUCUACAAUCCGUAGCCUCCCAUCGAUUUUUCCCCUCUCCCAUACAAUCUUGCCUCCGCUUCUCGUCGCAAGGGUUUUAACGAGCCCAGCCUUGCGGAUUUCGGUGCCGGAAUGGCUACACUGUGGCCCAUUUCAGUGCUGUAAUUGAGCCUUGUCGAGUUUUUUGCUUUGUUUUUGGGAUUGGGUCCAUUGGCUUGAACCUGCAGGUGGCUUGGAUUGCAGCGGGGCUGUAGUUGAGCGUAUUGCAGAGGAAUUUGCGAGAGAGAGAGGGGGACGCGAUUGUGCGGUUGGCAGUGGGGGUUGAUUUAGAGGGGAAGUUUGCGGGGUGGAGUGAAGUUGUUGGGGUUGAUCAGUGUCUCGCAAUAGGGUGGGAUUUCAGCUCGAUUUUCGUUCGUUGAGCUAGGUUGCGACGAUCAGAUUGAGUUGUUCUUCUUUUGUUUCCGUUUCAUUUAUUAUCCUUUUGUGUGUAGUGUACAUUGGGUGAAGUAGUGGUACAAGCGGCGAACUGCUAUUGGUUUUAAUUCCCUCUUCGCCCGCUUACGUCUGGGAUUCUUGGAUUUGGCAAUGGCCAUGAGGUUUUGCCUUCUGAAAAUUUGGGGACGUUGGGGGUCAUUGUAGCUCUGUUGCUGUAUGUUUUAGUCGAUGGGAGACGCGUGGUUAUAGCUGAAAGCUAUUGCAGCGCUGUUUUGUCAAGAUUCGUGCGCAUCAGUGCGGUUGUGGGUAUGAUAUGUUGGGUGCGUCAUUCUGGUCGCGGGGCAUGAAAAUGCAAAUCGGUCACUGCUUCCACCGUGGUAGAGCUGCCCCUUGUAUCUUCGAGUAGGCGGUUUUAAAUUCAUGGUGGAAUUUUACACUCUGUUGCAGCAGAAUAAACUCUGCAGUUUAGUCUUGUAGCGGCGGCAUGCGAGUACUUUCGAGUGCGCAGGCCUCGUCAAUUCGUGAAUGUAGUGAAGGGAUCGUCAAGAGAACAAAAAAACGUUUUUACACAAGGGUGGUUGGGUGGAUGGGAUUAGAGGUGCUUCAGUGGAGAGGAGUCGUAUUCAGGUUGCCGUGGCUAAAUCCCUCGUGUUAAGGUCGCCAAUGCUUGAAACAGUGGCAUUCUUCUUUGGAUGCCUCGGGGGGAGGAGAAGUGUAAUGCAUUGGAGCUGGCCUUUCCUCAAAAUCACAUCUAUUCUGAGAAACGGACAUCCCUGAUGAGUUCCUUUCCCUGAUUGUGAUCCUUGAGGAUUAUCACAUGUAACGUUAUUGAAUCAGCACCGAAUAGAACACGACCAUUCCUUUGCGCAUGAUAGUUUGUAUUAACAUACAGCGGAUUGUUCGCUGAUUCAGCUUUUUAGCAGUCCGAAGUUUCGGACCAAUCGGGGAGGGGGGGGGGGGGGGUUAAGAGCAACUCCAAGUUACGUCAAGUUAAGCAAAGAGUUUUUUGUUUGUUACUGGAGAUUUGGACUGCCUCAGUCUUUCCUCUCUCUGGGUGGUCUAGAAAUCUGUAAGCUAGCUAUUAGACCAUUCUUAGCUCACUGGAAACUAUCAUGGUCGAAGAAAAUCUGAGAAGUUGAUGACCUUCAGGUUGUUUGAAGAUACAUUUACUCUACCAUUUAGCCCGAGUUAGAUCCGAUCUCUUCUUCCGUUUCAAUUUUCGAAGCCUUGUUUUAAUCAGUGAUCAGAUUCUUAAGUUCCAGUGCGGAGUGUUUCGUUAUCAUACUAGACAGUACUUAAACCUCUGUCAAAAUGAUUAACGGGCAUGACAUUUACAAUGUCCUCAGCGCCAUGGUGCCACUCUACGUGGCGAUGAUGUUGGCUUACGGUUCGGUGAAAUGGUGGGGGAUAUUGACGCCACAGCAAUGUGGUGGGAUCAACAGAUUCGUCUCCAUUUUUGCUGUCCCUCUCCUAUCCUUCCAGUUCAUCUCCGGCAACAACCCCUACGCGAUGAAUUUUAGGUUCAUUGCAGCCGAUGCGGUGUCCAAGGUGUUUGUCCUCUUGUGCCUUGGUCUCUGGGCUCGAUACUCAAAGCGAGGAAGCCUCGAGUGGAUGAUUACAUUGUUUGUGCUGAUCACGAUACCCAACACUUUGGUGAUGGGAACACCUCUAUUGGCAGCCAUGUAUGGGCCCGGGCCUGGCGAUCUUACGAUCCAGGCAGUUGUCCUGCAGUGUAUAAUUUGGUACACCCUCUUGCUUUUGAUGUACGAGUACCGAGCUGCGAAGAUUCUUAUCAUGCAGCAGUUCCCAGAAAACGCUGGAUCCAUCGUGUCUUUCAAGGUGGACUCAGACGUUAUGUCUUUGGACGGACGGGAGCCAGUGCUCACUGAAGCUGAAAUAGGCGACGACGGGAAACUGCACGUCAAAGUUCGAAGGUCUGUGUCAUCCAGGUCGCAGGGCAUGCACUCCGCUCAUCACUCCAUGCCUUCGUCGAAGGCCCUGACACCACGUCCCUCCAACCUCACCGGCGCAGAAAUCUAUUCCAUGCAUUCUUCAGUGAAUCUAACGCCACGAGAUUCGAGUUUCAACCAGGGCGAAUACUUCUCCAUGAUGGCGCAAAGGAGCCCCCACCGUCAGUCGAAUUUCGACAUCUCUGAUGUUUACUCCCUGCAGUCAUCUCGAGGCCCCACUCCACGAACUUCGAAUUUCAAUGAAGAAAAUUCCAAGGAUAUGCACACUCACCACCGAGGCCUGAAUUUGACUUCCCCGAGGUUUGUGCCUCCUUUGUAUCGGAAUGUUGCAGGAGGUCGAAUGUUCAUGCCACGAACCGGGCUUGGUGGAUUGCCUGUCCAUGGCAAUGAUCCCACAGGGCAUGGAUCACUAAGUACUCUCGGCACGCCGGGGAUGGGUCCUGAUGGUCGCACCAUCUAUCCGGGAAGCCAAACUGCCAUCAGUCUUGUUACUCCCGGAGGUACCGGAAACAUCGCUACCCCUCUUUCUUCUAGUCUUAACACCCAGAUUGUUAACCCUGUUUAUUCUCCACGGGCUUCUCAAAUCGCUAAAAAGGUGAAAGACACAAGAACCUCUCCGAAAUCAGACGAGGAUGCCAAGGAGCUUCACAUGUUUGUGUGGAGUGCGAAUGCGUCGCCUGUCUCGGAAGCUGGGUUGCACGUCUUUGGAGGAAAUGACACAUCCGCUAAUCUCCACCAAAGCUUUGACCCCAAAGAAGUGCGUAUGCUUGUGCACCCGCAGUCGGACCUUCGCCACCCAGAAGCGAACCCCAGAACUUAUGAUAAUUAUGCUCAAGAGGACUUCAGCUUCGGAAACAGGAAUGAUUUGAAAUUGGAGGAUCUUGACAAGGAUGGGCCUAGGCUGGACAACAAGUUCGGUUCAACGUCCACUGCAGAAUUGACACCCAAGGUACCCGAAGACGAAGCAAAGAAGAGCAUGCCACCUUCGGCAGUGAUGAUCAAGCUCAUCGCUGUCAUGACCUUCAGAAAACUUGUCUGGAAUCCAAAUACUUACUCCAGUUUACUUGGGGUGAUCUGGUCACUAGUUGCAAAUAGGUGGCAUUUCACCAUGCCGCUGAUCCUCUACAAGUCCGUGCAUAUUCUUUCAGAUGCAGGACUUGGGAUGGCUAUGUUCAGUCUUGGCUUGUUCAUGGGAUUGGGCGACCGAAUUGUUGUGUGCGGACGUAAAAUGGCAAUAUUUGGGAUGAGUCUUCGAUUUCUAGCAGGUCCAGCUGUGUUCGCUGCCGCAUCUUAUUUGGUGGGCCUUCGUGGUGUGCCGCUUAAAGUGUCCAUAGUGCAGGCUGCCUUACCUCAAGGAAUUGUACCAUUUGUUUUUGCAAAGGAGUAUGGAGUCCAUCCAGAGAUGCUCAGUACUGCGGUGAUAUUUGGAAUGCUUAUUGCUUUGCCAAUUACUAUGGUGUACUACAUAUUACUUGGUCUGUGAGUGACUGGAAAUGCCGCUUUUGGUUGGUCUAGAGGAUGUCUCCAGCCCUUUGUUGAAGACUCGAUGGGACUUUGUCACUUCUUGAGUAUUCAAUUGUACAUGAGCACCAGGAGUGCUGAACCCCCAAAAGGUGCAGGGUUCGUAUAAAUUAACCUUCUUCCAAUUUGAUAGAUCAUUUAGAUAGUACCCAAAUUAUCCAGUAACUGAAGACAUAGCAACAUGUUCUUGUGUAUUUUAUAGUUGUCCUUGAAACUUCAAGGGCAAUAAGAGGAGCUGCUUUGUGGAGGUCCAACAGCAUAGAAGGGCUGAGCCUAGACUGAUCCAUUGCGCUGAUACUACGCCCUCCUACUGGUCUACUUAAUGCUGGGAUUAUACGACAGAUGAGGAAUGGAGGCAUAGAUAAUACUUGCAUUAGACGAAAGCCUCUGUAGCCAGGAUGCCUGUUGGGGGUUGUGCCCCUUCGGUCUUUCACAUUCCAUUGUUUAGGUACUACACGAAAUAAAAUUUCAGUUUCACAAACUUAA
Molecule: messenger RNA, 4427 nt
Organism: Physcomitrium patens
Lineage: Eukaryota; Viridiplantae; Streptophyta; Bryopsida; Funariales; Funariaceae
Product: putative auxin efflux carrier component 1b
Biological process (GO): auxin export across the plasma membrane; auxin polar transport
Cellular component (GO): endoplasmic reticulum; plasma membrane
Molecular function (GO): auxin efflux transmembrane transporter activity
Source: RefSeq, a predicted model, not a curated record